UAGGUGUAUCACGCUCUACACAAGUAACGUUUUCACGCUCUACAUACCAGAGGGACACGUGUAGAGCAGAUAGAGAGACAGACAGAAGAAAGGGCGAAAAAAUGGGGCAGUAUUAUAGGAGAGUCGUAGCUGUUGGGGUAGUGAUAGUACUAAAUACUCUCUUUCCUUUAGUCCACUCUCACCCAUAAAACUAAGUCACUCUCUCCUCACCCCUAUUUUCUCUCGUGUUCCCCUUUUACUUUUAGGGUUUUCUUCUUCUUUCUACUGUGAAAUCUGCCUCUUUGAGGUGAAAGGAUCCUGAUAUGGCUGAAGACGACACGAAUGGAAAUGGAGCAGCAGAGGGUCUGCCACCACCUCCCCCUGUUCCACCAGAUUAUACCCCUGCAAAAACUGAAAUAGAGCCUCUGAAGAAAAAGUCUUUGCGCGUUCCCAUGGCCAGACGUGGCACUGGAAACAAGGGACAAAAGAUUCAGAUCCUUACUAAUCACUUUAAAGUGAAUGUGACGAAUGUGGAUGGACACUUCUUUCACUACAGUGUUGCCCUGUUCUAUGAAGAUGGUCGGCCAGUUGAUGCAAAGGGCAUAGGCAGGAAGGUCUUGGAUAGAGUACAUGACACUUAUGAUACUGAAUUAGCUGGAAAGGAUUUUGCAUACGACGGUGAGAAGAGUUUGUUUACCAUUGGAGCACUCCCUCGGAAUAAGAUGGAGUUUACUGUUGUCCUUGAGGACAUGACAUCAAGCAGAAACAAUGGCAAUAGCAGCCCCGGUGGACAUGGAAGCCCCAAUGAAACUGACAGGAAGAGGCUACGCCGUCCUUACCAGUCAAAGACAUUCAAGGUGGAGAUCAGUUUUGCUGCCAAAAUCCCGAUGCAGGCGAUUGCAAAUGCUCUGCGUGGUCAGGAGUCGGAGAACUCUCAAGAAGCAUUGAGAGUCUUGGAUAUUAUUCUAAGGCAGCAUGCUGCAAAGCAGGGGUGCCUGCUUGUUAGACAAUCCUUUUUCCACAACGAUCCGAAGAACUUUGUUGAUGUUGGUGGCGGUGUUCUUGGAUGUCGAGGAUUCCAUUCCAGUUUCCGGACCACUCAGAGUGGCUUGUCUUUGAACAUUGAUGUGUCUACAACAAUGAUUAUCCAACCUGGUCCUGUAGUGGACUUCUUGAUUUCAAAUCAAAAUGCAAAAGAUCCCUUUUCUCUGGAUUGGGCAAAAGCAAAACGUAUGCUCAAGAAUCUGAGGGUGAAGACAAGUCCCACUAAUCAGGAGUACAAGAUUACUGGAUUGAGUGAGAAACCUUGUCGUGAGCAAUUGUUUACUCUGAAACAAAAAGGGAAAGAUGCGGAUGGAGAAGUCCAAACGAUGGAAGUUACUGUGUAUGAUUACUUUGUCAACCAGCGCAACAUAGAGUUGCGUUAUUCUGCUGAUUUACCCUGCAUCAAUGUUGGGAAACCUAAGCGUCCCACCUAUUUUCCAAUUGAGCUCUGCUCCCUGGUGUCUUUGCAAAGGUACACAAAAUCUUUGUCCACGUUCCAGAGGUCUUCUUUAGUGGAGAAAUCAAGGCAAAAGCCUCAGGAGAGGAUGCAAGUCUUAAGCAAUGCUCUCAAAAUCAACAAAUAUGAUGCCGAGCCUCUGCUUCGUGCCUGUGGAAUAUCGAUUAGCAGCCAGUUCACUCAGAUUGAAGGACGUGUUCUGCCUCCUCCUAAGUUGAAGACAGGCAAUGAUGACUUUGUCCCUCGUAAUGGCAGAUGGAAUUUCAAUAAUAAGAGACUAGUUGAUCCCCAAAAGAUAGAACGCUGGGCUGUUGUCAAUUUUUCUGCACGCUGUAACGUUCAGGGGCUCGUUGGUGAUCUGAUCAAAUGUGGAAAAAUGAAAGGAAUUAUGGUGGAAGAUCCAUUUGAUGUUUUUGAGGAGUCUCCACAAGUCAGAAGAGCUCCACCGCUUGUUAGAGUUGAGAAAAUGUUUGAGCAGGUCCAAUCUAAGCUUCCUGGGGCACCGAAAUUUCUGCUUUGUCUGCUUCCUGAGAGGAAAAACUGUGACGUUUACGGGCCAUGGAAGCGAAAGAAUCUUGCUGAGUAUGGAAUUGUUACCCAGUGUAUAGCUCCAACAAGAGUCAAUGAUCAGUACAUCACGAAUGUGCUCCUGAAGAUUAAUGCAAAGCUUGGAGGUUUAAAUUCUAUGCUUACUGUUGAACAUUCUCCUUCCAUCCCUAUGGUAUCUAAGGUUCCUACCAUUAUUAUUGGAAUGGAUGUAUCCCAUGGAUCACCUGGCCAAUCUGAUGUCCCGUCCAUUGCAGCGGUUGUUAGCUCAAGGCAGUGGCCUUCGAUAUCUCGUUAUAGAGCUUCUGUUCGCACCCAGUCUCCUAAGGUGGAGAUGAUAGACAACUUGUUUAAACGUGUUUCUGACACUGAAGAUGAGGGAAUAAUGAGGGAGGCUUUGCUUGAUUUUUAUGUGAGUUCUGGAAAAAGGAAGCCCGAGCAUAUAAUAAUAUUCAGGGAUGGUGUCAGUGAAUCCCAGUUUAAUCAAGUUCUCAAUGUGGAGCUCGACCAGAUCAUUGAGGCUUGUAAAUUUCUCGAUGAGAAGUGGAAUCCCAAGUUUGUGGUGAUUGUUGCCCAGAAGAAUCAUCAUACCAAGUUUUUCCAGCCUAAUGAUCCCAACAAUGUUCCUCCAGGCACAAUCAUAGACAACAAAGUCUGUCAUCCAAGGAAUUACGAUUUUUACUUGUGUGCCCAUGCUGGGAUGAUUGGUACGACUCGUCCUACUCACUAUCAUGUCUUAUAUGAUGAACUGGGCUUCUCUGCUGAUGAUCUUCAAGAGCUGGUUCAUAAUCUUUCCUAUGUUUACCAGAGAAGCACCACUGCCAUAUCUGUUGUUGCUCCUAUCUGUUACGCCCAUCUUGCCGCAACUCAGAUGGGGCAGUGGAUGAAGUUUGAAGAUGCAUCGGAAACUUCUUCCAGCCAUGGUGGUGUUUCUAAUGCAGGACCAGUAUCCGUUCCUCAGCUUCCAAAGCUUGAGGAGAAAGUGUCAAGCUCCAUGUUCUUCUGCUGAGGGGCCUGUUAGCCCCUACUAGACUCUUUUUAAUGUUUGGUUUGUGAAUAGUUUCAAACUCUCUCAGGAGAUGGUAGUUUCAACAUUUUGUUAGUGACUGUUGAAGUUCCCCAUGCCCAGACUGCAUCUUUUUGGCUUGUGGGGGUGCUCUUUUAAGUUAAAACUUUCAUCAUGUACCUCUGGUUUGGUGGCAGUUCUGCCUUCUAAGUUAUGGGUAUGGCUAGUAGUUGUUA
Molecule: messenger RNA, 3268 nt
Organism: Capsicum annuum
Lineage: Eukaryota; Viridiplantae; Streptophyta; Magnoliopsida; Solanales; Solanaceae
Product: protein argonaute 4-like
Exons: 23
Coding region: 303-3035 (910 amino acids)
Biological process (GO): regulatory ncRNA-mediated post-transcriptional gene silencing
Cellular component (GO): cytoplasm
Molecular function (GO): RNA binding; protein binding
Source: RefSeq, a predicted model, not a curated record